UCAGAGCCACAAGAAGCCUGACUGGAGCACUUUUCUGGACACAAACAUUUCUGUAAAAGCUUUUAACACCAUGGACGAGGAAGACUCAGACGCUCGACGAAUUGUCCUGAUCGGCAAAAGCGGCAGCGGGAAAAGCAGCCUGGCCAACACGAUUUUUGGAAAGCCAAUUUUUGACGUGAACCACAGCAGCGACUCUAAAUUCAAAUACUCCCAAGCGCAAACGGGACUCGUGGACGGACGGGCCUUGACGUUAAUCGACACCCCUGGAAUUUUCGACAUCGACCGCACAGACGACGAGAUCCUGUCGGGAUUAUUUAACUGUUUCUCGAUGUCUUCCCCCGGACCCCACGCCUUUAUUUUCGUGUUGCUCCUCGAGAAGUUCACAGCCCAAGAACAAGCCAUCGUCGAUCAGGUUCGGCGGCAUUUCGGGGAUGACGUUUUCAAAUACGCCACCGUUGUUUUCACUCACGGGGAGCAGCUGCCGGAAGAGAUGGAAGUUAGUGAGUUUGCGGGUCAAAGCAAAGGGUUGAAAGACCUCGUCGAGAAAUGUGGGAACCGCUGCUUUGUGGUCGACAACAAAUACUGGACAGAUGCGACGCGAAAUGAAUAUCGAAGCAACGGGUUUCAAGUCAAAGAGAUUCUCAGGUCAAUAGAAAGUACGUGUCAGCAAAACGACAACGGCUACUUCGUUAAUAACACGCGACGACGGGUGGAAAUGGACGAAGGACAAAAGCAAGAUCUCGAAUCAGAUGGUUGGCUCGUGGUAGACGGCGGAGACGAAGCCGAGUGGGAUCAGAAAAAUAACGUUUGUGCUCGUUUCUUUUCGUUUUUCAGAGGUGAAGUGGCGUCAGAGCCGGUCCCAAAUGAAGUCCUGCCCGUUUCGGCGCUGGAGUUAAACCUCACAGAGAGAACAGACUUUGUGAGAGCAGGCGAGAAAAUGAAUCUCAGUUUGGACGAGCCCAGAAGGAUUGUGGUCCUGGGUAAAGCCGGUUUAGGGAAGAGCAGUUCUUUAAACACUAUACUCGGUGCCAACGUAUUUGAAGUGUGUCAUUUAUCUGUCCCUGGUACGAGCCUGUGUCAAGCUGUCACCAGACGGGUCGGACAGAGGAACCUCCACCUCAUCGACACUCCGGGAUUUUUUGGCGCAAACCCGUGGGGCACAGCGCUGAGUCCUGAGGUCCUCAAAUGCAGCGUACACUGUGCCCCGGGACCCCACACGUUCCUCAUUUUCCUGAAGGUCGAGCGGUUCACGUGUUUGGAGAACGCCGCGGCUAAUGUCAUCCUCAGAUAUUUCUCAGAAGAGGCUUUCCGAUUCGCCACGGUGGUCUUCACUCACGGAGACGACCUUCCCCAGGGCCAAACGAUCGAGCAGUGGGCCAACGGGAACCACAGUCUGAGCGUCCUGCUGCAGAAGUGUGGCGGCCGCUGCGUCGUCUUGGACAACAAAUAUUGGAACAACAGCCAGGACCCGUACAGAAACAACCAGGUCCAGGUGGAGGCGCUGCUGAGAACCAUCGACAACACGAUAUUCAGAAACGGCGGCCGAUGCUACUCCAACGACAUGCUGGAGCGCAUUUCGUAUUUCCUACACCAGGAGGCGCAGGGCAUCCCGAUCGAUCCGUCCAGGGGCACCACGUUCGCGCAGGUCCUGAACAAAGCCAAAGAGGAGGUGUACAAAACAAUGAUGAACAACAUGAGCGGCGUCGUGGUCGGGGUGUUACUGGGCGCUCUCUUAGGCGUGGGGUUAAUGGUUGGGGUGGUGGCCGUAGAGGCGACGGUGGGGGUGAAGUGUGUCGCGGGUGUGGCAGGAGCGCUGACGGGAGGGGCGGUGGGGGGCGUCACGGGGGCUUAUGUGUCAGAAUACGGGGGGCAAUGGCGCAAAUCACCUGAAAUCAAUACAUUCCUCAACGAUGUGACCAAAACGCUUCAGUUGUGAAAUGAUAAUGUCAUUUCCGAAGCUUCGGAGCUGGUUUCUGGGUUUGUUUUUGUUCCUUUUUCAUUAAACAAGAGACAAGAAACUCAAAUCGUAUCAAAUAUGUAAAUAAUGUAGUCCUAAUCCAGCGUAAUACCAUUUCUUUUCUCUUAGCUAGAGAUAAGAAACGGUUUGAAAGGGGAGUUAAGCAAUUUUUGAUUUACGACUCUAUAUUCAGACCCAAAGCAAACAGGGACAAAGAGAACAACGGACGGCCAUUACAGGUUGAAUAGGGUCGUUAAGGUUGAAACUGGAGACAAGCCCCUAACUUCAGAUCUGUCCAGAACUGAAGAAGUAGCGUGAAUGAGCAGCGUAACGAUGAUUUGUCCAGUUGACAGAUUUAAAUUUCGUCUUUUGCUGUGGAUCAGACCUGGACGACUGAGGGAUGACGCAAAAAUCUAGCGUAAAAUCGGAUUCCCAGUGUGUAUGUCUCACUAACUGUUGGUCACCGCUAACUAGCCUCUUACCUCAACCUCCCUCGUACACUUUCUGUAACCAUAGAUCCGUGUUUAUGACCUCGUUAGCUUUAAACAACUGUGAUUUCUUUAUAACGUGAGGCAUGUUGUUGCUAAAAAAAAAGCAAAAGCGUAACACGUUCAUUGUUUUCAAUCAGCUGAUGGACGCUGACAGAACAACUCUCUAGACCCUUCUGGUGUUCGUAAACAGAACACCUUCGUUACUACUAGCUGGUACCAUUGCUUUGCUAGCGUUAGCCUCAAAACAUCACAAACUAUGAAAAAACGCGGCUGUUUUGGCGACCGACGACCACUCGACCUCACCCCAGUCCCUCCAGAGCCUCAGUAGAAAACAUCGUGUGUAGUAACGCUUUGUGUAGAUCACCAAGUUAGCGAAUAGUGCCGAAAUAAAAAGGUCUUAAAUCUAAGUUUACCACAGUUUGACAGUAGAUUAUUUGUUUUUUGUUUCAUUAAGUGCCACAAAUCCUGCAUACGAGUUUGGAAACUGGAGCUGGACGUUGGGUUGUUUAUUUCUCUUUGGCGAAUGUAACAAGCAUAAACAACUGUACUGUCUGUGCUGUUUAGAGUCAAAAUAUAUUGUUUUUAUUUUGCUGUUCUACUGAAAUAAAUGGGCGGGAACCUUAAGGUCACUGCUGGGACGGUCUAUAGUUCUACGUAAAAAUAGGCCAUACCGUCAUUUUUAGCGUUUGCCAAUUACAAUUUGUGUAAAGUAAAGUUUAAAAGUGCAAUGUGUAACUUUUCUGGCCCGCUCUCAUUCAUUCAGAUGUGACUGCUUCGCUCAGAAUGUUCCACAGUAUGGUAUUAAACUAUCUUAGUAUGUAUUUAUCCAAUUGCUGGUGUUUUUAUUGCUCAAAAAUACUUUAAACAGUAUGCGUUUUUACGGUGAGCUGGCUCGCCUCUCCACAGAUCCGACCUGUAAUUUGGCCUGGUACAUUCCAGGUAAAGCAAUAACAUCACAAUGGAAACCAGCAGAUGGCAAAAUGUCCAGUAGAAAAGUUACAUAGUGCACCUUUAUGAAUACUUUCUCAAAUGUUUGCUGAAAAGUGGAUUAAUAAAAACUAAUAAGGCAUAAAAAGUGUCUGUCUCCUUCUUUACCCUCAGAUUAAUAUUAUCCUGUAUUGUGUAAUCAAAUAUUUGUCCAUAUUAAUAUAUGUUUUAAGAAUUAAUAAAUGGAAUUUUCAAUAAAUA
This is a messenger RNA of Periophthalmus magnuspinnatus, 3636 nucleotides long. RefSeq lists its product as uncharacterized. The record is from RefSeq and is a predicted model, not a curated record. Gene Ontology annotation, molecular function: GTP binding. The transcript has 5 exons. Lineage: Eukaryota; Metazoa; Chordata; Actinopteri; Gobiiformes; Gobiidae. Bases 71 to 1936 code for a protein of 621 amino acids.